AAAAUGAUGAUAAUUGUCGUGGUGACAUUUGCCAUCUGCUGGCUGCCUUAUCAUAUUUACUUCAUCCUCACUGCAGUCUAUCAACAACUAAAUAGGUGGAAAUACAUCCAGCAGGUCUACCUGGCCAGCUUUUGGCUGGCAAUGAGCUCGACCAUGUAUAACCCCAUCAUCUACUGCUGUCUGAAUAAAAGAUUUCGAGCUGGCUUCAAGAGGGUGUUUCGCUGGUGCCCUUUCAUUGAAGUUUCUAGCUAUGAUGAGCUGGAACUCAAGACCACCAGGUUUCACCCCACUCGGCAAAGCAGCCUGUACACGGUGACCAGGAUGGAGUCCAUGACGGUGGUGUUUGAGCCUAGCGAGGCAGACAACACCAAAUCCAGUCGGAAGAAGGGAGCAACUCCAAGACAUCCAAGCUUCAGUGGCUGCUCCCGCGAGAAUUCCAAAUCUGCCUCGGCCACUUCAAGUUUCAUUAGUUCGCCCUAUGCUUCUGUGGAUGAAUACUCCUAAAUUCAUUUCCUGAAGUGAGACAGUCGUGUGAGGGCAUCAUGGUUUCAGCACAAGCCCCCAUUCUCCUGUUUAGCAGUCCUGUCCUACCUACUUUUGGGAAACAGAGGGCAGUUUUGGUCAGCAAAGCUUCAACUGAGGAAGGUAGAAUAGAAAUGUAACAAAGACACUAUUAAGAUAUUUGUCCCCUCAAAAAUAAAAUGGGCUGUCCAUUUGUUCUUUGAAAACUCUAAAUUAUUACAUGCAACAUACUAAAAAUAAAUCUGAUAAAUACCAAAGUAUUAAAUUUUUCUCAUUUAAAAAUUGCAAUAAACAUUUAUGAUGCUAAGGUGACAUAUGAUUUUUCCAAGAGAUUAAAAAAGCUUUAAAAAUAUAAUGUGAGUGAAUAAAAACAAAAUCUAUGUGAAUGAAACAUUUUCAUCUGUAGUUAUAAAACAGAAAAAAAAAUGACUCAUUUUCCCAUGAGAAUGAAGGAAAAUUGCCUCAAGAAGUAGGAAUUAAUGAAAAUCUUUGCUCAAGUGAAUUCACUUUGUAGAAUAAAAAAUUUUAAAGAUUUAAGUAUUUUCUCCAUGAAAUCAGUAACUGGAAAGGAAAUCUAGUAAAAUUAUUAGACAGCUGUACAUGUCAUUCUCUUUAUUAUCUUCUCUGAGAAUAUGGCUUCAAAAGAAAAAAAAAAUACUCCUUUACUUUUUGACCAUUAUAUAAAGUACCAAGCUAAGAAAUUGUCAAAGUUAAGUCCUCAAAAGGACAAAGCAAAUUCCUAUGAUCCUCUUUACUUUAUUUUUCACAAAUAUUUAAAAAUUUUUAGAAAACGGGCAGAUUAUAAAACAUUGAAGAUGCCUUCUAAUGAAGAAGGGAAGAAUCCCAUUUGUCUCUGAAACUGGCUACCAAUUUUUAGGCAAGAAUUAAAGAUAGUAAUUCUUAAUUAGGACGGCAGACAGGAACAUCUACCAGCUUCAAAGGAAGAAGUGUUUCUCCCCAUGAUUCAAGGAAAAAGCUUAAGAUGAAUAUUGAUUUUAUCAAUUGUACAGCGUCCUUCUCCUGUCCUCUCCCUCCACUGAAAAAUGAGUAAGGACUAGGGGAAAGUAUCAGAAAAUAUAGUCAAAUGCAAACCCUUAGUAAAGUAAGUCUAUGUACUACCUCUAUGUACUAACAAACAUAUGUAGAAAGGCGAAUCAACUGUUAGAAUAAAAGGCAGAACAAGAGUUUGGAUACAUGUGAACUAAUACCAGGCAAACAAGAGUAUAAUACACACCUUUCCACAGAGAGCUUUCCUUUUGUCUGUUUAAAUAAUUCAGAGGAAUGAGCUAAUGGUCCUAAAGAAGCAUCUGUUUACUAUUAAAAAAUAUUUACUAUCGUAUUUCUGAGAGCCAUAACAAAAAAAAGUACACUUUAAGUGUAGCGGUCAGUACUUAGAAAUCAUCUUUCUUUGAAUUAAAGAUACUGUCAAUUUUGCUCAAAGAAGCAGAAACCUUCUGAGAAUGUGUAUAUACAAUAUAAACUUUCCAGAAAGUUUAAAUAUUCAGUUAGAUUUUUUUUAAAGCUAUCCGAAUGAACUAAUUACCUGUGAUGCUUUACUGGAUUGUUAUGCCUCCAUCAAUAUAGAACAAACUGUUGUUUUGAAGAACAAGAUAAAAGCAAUUAUUCAAGAGCAAAUCAUGGUCUAUUGCUGCCACUACCUUUAAUUUUCCAAUCCUCUUUCCCAUUUUGGGCCCAAAGCCAGAAAUACCUAAUUAUUACAAAGUGUUAAAAGUCUAUACAGCUCCACCAUGUGUUUAAGCUGAUUUCUUCUGAUUGUACCAAUAAACAGACACACAUAUAUAUAUACUCACAAGUGUGCAAGUACAGUCAUUCUAAUGGAUGUAACAGCUUCAAAGAAUUAAAUUCAAAACUGAAUGCUAAAAUAGUAAGUGGUUAUUACAGAGUUGCCAGAAAAAGAUCAACAAAAUCUAUGAAGCUUGUGUGCAUGCUUUGGAUAAGCGAAUUUAUCAUUAUUUACUAUUUAGUUGUUGAAUAUAAUUUUUUAAAUGCUCAUUCCAAAGCAUGUAAAUGCUUAUCAUACAAUGUGAAAGUGUUGAGAAAAAGUCUAAUAUUUUAGCAAACAUUAUCUUCUUAAAUUAACAAAUAAUUAUGAGACUAGCAUACAUGGGGCCGUAUUCAGCUGCAGGAAGUGAAUGUGAAGUUUGGACAUCAGGCUCACCUAAGUCAGCCACCACCAAAGGCAGUUUGAAAAACCUAACUCCUGGCGUUCACAUGUUAGGAAAAUUUAGUAUAAUUUGCUAAGACAUCUAAGGAAAAAUAUUGCUUCAAUCUAUUGCUUUGUUUGGUUUCUUUUGUUUUUUUGGGUUUUUCAGUAGAUUUGUUGUUGCUGUGCUUAACCAAGUAUUAUCCUUCAAGUGUGACAGAAAUACCUUAGGUCCGGAUAGCACCGGGAAAACUGACAUCAUUAACUCAAUAUUUACGACUUUUAAAUGAAAGGAAGCAGAAUUUUUAAGGUCAAAAGUUUAAAAAAAAUAAUAAAACAAGAACAAUGUGAAAGAAAGAUUUUAGCCCUUUUGUCUGAAUUUUGACACUGAGAAUUAUAGAAUAAUACACAUGGAAAUCACUUUCAAUAGAGGUCACUUUAAAUAAAGCUAUGCUGAUAUGUUCACAUUUGUCAAGGUUUGGAAUAAUUUACCUCCAAAAUUCACCCUACUGUCUGAUACUAAAGUUCAGUGCAAAUCUUUUUCACUAUUUGAAGGUAAAAACUGACUAGAAAUACUAGGCAGAUGGUUAAAACAUCCUAGGAUAUUUUGGAUUUAGGUCAGCAACAGAAA
This is a messenger RNA of Ailuropoda melanoleuca (giant panda), 3317 nucleotides long. RefSeq names its product tachykinin receptor 3 (gene TACR3). Lineage: Eukaryota; Metazoa; Chordata; Mammalia; Carnivora; Ursidae. Gene Ontology annotation, biological process: positive regulation of flagellated sperm motility; G protein-coupled receptor signaling pathway. Gene Ontology annotation, molecular function: tachykinin receptor activity. The transcript is spliced from 2 exons. The record is from RefSeq and is a predicted model, not a curated record. Gene Ontology annotation, cellular component: sperm midpiece; plasma membrane. Bases 4 to 504 code for a protein of 166 amino acids.